Durusdinium trenchii is the source of this 522-nucleotide messenger RNA. Lineage: Eukaryota; Dinophyceae; Suessiales; Symbiodiniaceae. The record is from the annotation of a GenBank genome assembly.
AUGCCGCGCGAGAUCAUCACAUUGCAGGUGGGGCAAUGUGGCAAUCAGAUUGGCGCAGAGUUCUGGAAACUCUUGUGUGCAGAGCAUGGAAUCAGCCAGCGAGGCAUUCUCGAAGACUUUGCUACUGCGGGAGAUGAUCGGAAGGAUGUGUUUUUCUACCAAGCUGACGAUGAGCACUACAUUCCUAGAGCGUUGCUCCUGGACAUGGAACCUAGAGUGAUCAACGUUAUUCAAACCUCUGAAUAUGCAGAGUUGUACAACCCUGAGAACGUGUUUAUCUCCAAAGAUGGUGGAGGUGCUGGCAACAACUGGGCCAAAGGCUACAGCAUGGCCGAAAAGGUCCAAGAGGAGGUCUUUGACAUGGUGGACCGGGAGGCUGAUGGCAGUGAUAGUUUAGAAGGUUUUGUCCUCAUCCACUCUAUUGCUGGUGGAACUGGAAGUGGCAUGGGAUCCUUUUUGCUUGAAGCAAUCAAUGACCGGUAUCCGAAGAAGUUGGUCCAGACACUCGGCAAGACGUGCUAA